This is a messenger RNA of Callorhinchus milii (elephant shark), 2563 nucleotides long. Its product is annotated as disabled homolog 2-interacting protein-like. The record is from RefSeq and is a predicted model, not a curated record. NCBI's taxonomy places the organism in Eukaryota, Metazoa, Chordata, Chondrichthyes, Chimaeriformes, Callorhinchidae. The transcript has 15 exons. Bases 107 to 2563 code for a protein of 818 amino acids. Gene Ontology annotation, biological process: regulation of GTPase activity.
GGCCGAGCGGCAGGAGUCGCGGGAAGACAUUGGGAGCCCAGUGUGUGUGAAGCCUACGCUGCCGUCCGGAGAGACUCCCGUGUGGGACGUGACCAACUGCUCCCUGAUGGACGGCCAAGUGGUGCUCGUGUCCCGGGACCCUGAGGCUGACGGGAGCCGCGCUCGCUCCAGCAGCUGUGCGUCGAACCCGAGCUUCACUCCGCUCCAGAGCUGCGAGGAUCCCUCAGGGAAAAGGGGCCUUUCCAACAUGGGGACACCGCGGAGCACUGAGGCCAGCAAAGGGCCAGCAGCAGCCAAAAAUGUGAAGAACAUCAUCAUGAAGAGACUGAAGAAAAAGAACCAGAUGAAUCCAGACCCGACCCACUCUCCCAACAUGGACAAGCAGAGACGCUUCACCAUGCAGAGCAUGAGGGCAGCCUCCUACGAGUCGCUGAGUGGUAUCCUGAGCCCGAUAGAGACACUGGAUCUGAGCAACGAGACCGGAGUCAUCAUCAGACCUCUGCACAGCAGCAUUCUGGGCGAGAAGCAUUGCUUCGAGGUUAUCCACUCCGGAGGAAGCCAGUGCUUUGGAUGUGCCUCUGCCGCAGAGAGAGACACGUGGAUUGAUAACCUUCGCAGAACAGUCCAGCCGAACAAGGACAAUUGUGAGCGAGUGGAGAACAUGCUGAGCCUUUGGGUGAACGAAGCUAAGGACCUGCCGACGAGGAAAAAAUAUUUCUGCGAGGUUCACCUGGACUCAUCUCUGUACGCCCGCACCACCAGCAAAGCCAACACCGAGAAGCUGUUCUGGGGGGAGCACUUCGAGUUCAACAACCUGCCACAGGUGGGGGAGCUCACUCUCCACGUCUUCAGAGACGAAGACAGGAAGAGGAAGGACGUGAGCGCCCUGGGCUCCCUCACCAUCCCGCUGGCCGAGGUCACCGGCCGCCAGCACGUGGAGAAGUGGUACCCCAUCAACGUCCACCCUCUGCAGAAGGGCAAGAUCGCCAGCCCCACCGUGCGGGUCAACCUGCGCUAUCAGAACAUCAAGGUGCUGCCCAUGAUACACUACAAGGAGUUCGCUGAGUACAUCACCUGCAAUUACAUGCCUCUCUGUACGGUGCUCGAGCCCUCGCUCAAAGUGAAAGAUAAGGAGGAGGUGGCCUCCGCUCUCGUCCACAUCCUGCAGUGUACCAGCAAAGCCAAGGAGUUCCUGAUCAAGUUGGGGAUGUCGGAGGUGGACCGCUGCGAGGAGAAACAUUCUGUUAUCUUCAGAGAAAACACGUUGGCCACCAAGGCCAUCGACGAAUACAUGAAACUGAUUGGACAGAAGUAUCUGGUGGACACACUUGGAGAUUUUGUGACCAAACUGUCCAGCAAUGAAGCCAGCUGCGAGGUGGAUCCCAGCAAGUGUCCGGUCAGUCAGGUACCCGAGAACCAAAACCACAUGAGGGCGAGCUGCGAGGAGGUUUUCAAGCAGAUCACGGACUCUCACUGCUCGUUCCCUGCGGAGCUGAGGGAGAUCUUCGCAGGCUGGCAGCAGCAGUGCAAGCAGAAGCAGAAGGAGGACACGUGGCAGCGGAUGGUGUGCUCCUCACUGUUCCUGCGCUUCCUGUGUCCGGCCAUCAUGUCUCCCAGCCUCUUCAACCUGACCCAGGAGUACCCCGAGGACACCACCGCCCGCGGCCUCACCCUCAUCGCCAAGGUCAUCCAGAACCUGGCCAACCACACCACCUUCGAGGAUAAGGAGGAGUACAUGCACUUCAUGGACGGCUUCUUGGAGUCAAACCGGGAGAACAUGCAAGCCUUCCUGGCGCAGGUCUCCGGCGCGGACCACGACACGAGCUGCUCUCCGUUCGAAGGCUGCAUUGACCUGGGCCUUGAGCUAUCAACCCUGCACUCCCUUCUCUGCGACAUCACCACCAACAUGGAUCAGCAGUCCCUGGACAAGCUGGAACCACUGCCCGCCAUCCUCAACGCCAUCUCCGAUCCCAACGCUCCCCGUGUCCAUCACCAGCCCUUCAAUAACGCGGUCUCUCGCUGGAACUAUUCCCGGGAGGAGAAGCCCAGCUACGUGGCCCCCAAAGACGUGCAGCACUUCAGCUCGUCGAUGCUGAACCUGCCCAAGUCUGUGGUGGAGGAGUCGCGCUACGCCUACAGGGAGCUUCGCGCCCAGGGCCAGCGACAAACCAGGGUGCAACGCACGCAAAGUGUCCCAGCGCGGGUCAAACCCACCGGACCUCGCAAACAGGCGAGGCAGGACACCGUGCUGGAGAGCGGGGAGCACGGCACGGACGACGACAUGCCCACAAACCUGCCCGACAGGCUGUGCCACACCCUAACCAGACCGCCGAACUCGCUGAGAUCCUCACACUCGAACAAGCCGGGCUCCAUCCCUUACAGGGUGCAGAAGCACACUCGCCUCAUAUCUGUGGACUCUAUAAGAAAGUCUCACGUCCCCUGGGAGAUGAACUGUGAGCAGGAAGGUGGGCCCAGGGAGCAAGUGAUUGAUGAUUUCAAACCACAUGAAAAGGUAAGUACAACUACACUGUACCCGGGGCUCUGCGCGAGUUACCACGUGUGA